UCUUUACUCACUUGAUGAUUACAUAAGCAAUGGAGAACUGAAAAUUGACCUUUGAGACAGUGCUUAUCUGACCUACAGCUAGCACAGCAGCUACAGAUAAUGCUUUUAAACAGGAGAGAAUUUCAAACACUACCACAAAAUAGCUAUAAGACAGGAUAAAGUGAGAUGUUGUCCUUCAUUUCCUGGUUCAUACCAAGUCUACCCACUUGGCUAAUACCUCAUACAAAUCCUCUAGACUGUAUUUUACAAGGAGUUGUUGGUGCAUGUGGGAUCUCAGUGCUUUCCAAACUUUUAAGGGUUCAUUUAUUCGUUGAAGCACAGAGUAUAGCAGACAGUAUAGAUGAUAUUAAAAACAAGCACAUUCCUAUUGGUGGUCUCACAGACAGACUCCAAUUCUGGAUCCUGACAGUGACUCUCACCUUUGUGGGAUCGAGAGCUGCAUCACUAGUGGUUCUUGAGUUCUCUCUCAGAGCAAUUUCAUCACACUUCACGACUUCAUCUGAUCCACUCAGUGAUAAAUUGUUGCAGCUACUAGUCCAGUGCCAGUUCUCUUUGGGUUGUGCAUUAAAUUGCAGUCUUUACUUUCUCCAUGAGGGGUCACCACAAGCUUGGCUAAAUUUUCUCCUUGCUGCAGCACUGAGCUGGUUUUUGGCCCAACAGUGUUCCAGAUUAUGGCACCAUGUAAUCACUAUGUACAGAAUACACAGCACCCAGCGGUACUGUGGGGUCUGUAUUGGCCUCCUGACUUCUGGAACAUCUAUACUGCCUUUUCUUUGCAGUGCUUUGAUUCUAACAUUUUGCGUGGCUGGCUUUGCUGCCAUAUCAAACAUCAACCAGCAAUUUCUGUCAACUACUGAGGCUUUGAGGUUCUGGACACCACUCACAAUCUGCUACACACUUCUCAUCGUCUAUAUGCAUGAGGAGCAGCAUCGGCAGGCUAGCGGACAGGCUCUUCUGAACACAGUGAUGGUACGCCUGGGCGGCUUGCUAUUAUUGAUGCUUACUGUAGGAAGGUGGACAGAUGUGCUCCACAUCCUACUGUGCUUCAUUGGGGAAGCUGCCUGUCUGCUACCAGCUCAGGAUCUACUGACUAGCAACACUAAGGAUGUUGCUGAUGUUUCCAGACAUUUAAUGAAGAAAAGAGGACAAGAGAAGAUUAAAUAAAUUAGACAAACAGGACUGAGGCAUAAAAUGCUAAAGGGGAAGACACAAAAGGGAGACGAGAAGAAAUUAGACUAAAGAAGAGAAUUUUUUUUUUUUUUUUAGGAAAACAAGAUUUCCUAGUCCAGCCAUUCAGUCCAAACUCAAAGCUGCUAGCUGUAUAUGGCAGCAGGUCAACAGUACAUCCAUCAUGCUUUGUUGAAUAUAGGCCUCCACAAGCAUGCAUGUGCUUGACAGAUUUGUAAUGUAAAAAUGAU
Molecule: messenger RNA, 1418 nt
Organism: Tachysurus vachellii
Lineage: Eukaryota; Metazoa; Chordata; Actinopteri; Siluriformes; Bagridae
Gene: tmem82
Product: transmembrane protein 82
Exons: 7
Coding region: 166-1164 (332 amino acids)
Source: RefSeq, a predicted model, not a curated record